GACCAGCGGCUUCAUCUGGACCACCAGACCGGUCCGUUGUACCAUUGUUGUGGACCUGAAGCUGUCAAAAACAGUGGUACUUAAAGUACCUCUGAAUUUUUGGUUUUGAAUCUAGAGACCUUCCGGCUUCUGAUUGGGGGAAGAGUCUUGCUGGCUAACUAGAAAGUCGACAUCAGCAUAGCAUCAUCAUGCGAUCAACGGUUGUAAUGUUGGUGUUCCUGGUGGGUUCCUGCUGCGCAGACUGGCCGGCCAAGAAGGUGUACGCUGGAUCCAGGUCGUCUGCGUCUGCCCAAGCCCAAGCCCAGGCAGCAGCCUCUGCCUCCAGCUUCUCGUCAUCCUCUGCUUUCAGCUCUGCUGGCUCCUCAGGAUCUGGUCAUGGAUCCUCCGGAGGCUUCGGAACCAAAGGAGGCUUUGGUGCUGGUGGUUCUGGAAGCCUAGGAUCUUCAGGAGGCUUUGGUUCUGGUGGUUCUGGAAGCCAUGGUUCUUCGGGUAGUUUUGGCUUCGGUGGCUCUGGGUCGAAAGGUAGUCACGGUUCUGGAUCCAUAGGCCUCUUAGUUUCUAGUGGUACCGGAGGAUUGGGUUCUUCAGGCGGCUUCGGAGCUGGUGGCUCAGGUGGUGGCUUUGGGGCAGGCGGUUCCGGAGGCUUUGGAUCUGCAGGUGGUUUUGGUUCUGGUACUGGGUCUGCUGGCGGCUUUGGUUCAGGGGGUUCUGGAAGCUUUGGAUCAGCAGGUGGCUUUGGUGCUGGAAGCCAUGGAUCUAAAGUGGGCUUCGGUUCAGGGGGUUCUGGAGGCUUUGGAUCAGCAGGUGGCUUUGGUGCCGGCGGUUCUGGAACCCAGGUGACUAAAGUAAGUUUCACUUCAGGUGGCGCUGGUGGUUCUGGAAGCCAUGGAUCAGCAGGUGGCUUUGGUUCUGGCGGUUCAGGAAGCCAUGGAUCAGCCGGUGGCUUUGGAGCAGGCGGUGCUGGAGGCUUUGGUUCUGGUGGUGCUGGAAGCCAUGGGUCUAAAGUGAGCUUCGGUUCAGGGGGUUCUGGAAGCCAUGGAUCUGCUGGCGGCUUUGGUUCUGGUGGUGCUGGAGGAUUUGGAUCUGCUGGUGGCUUCGGUGCUGGUGGUUCUGGAAGCCAUGGAUCCGCAGGUGGCUUUGGUUCUGGUGGUGCUGGAACAAAGGUGACUAAAGUUAGUUUUACUUCAGGUGGCGCUGGUGGUUCUGGAAGCCAUGGAUCUGCCGGUGGCUUUGGAGCAGGCGGUGCUGGAGGCUUUGGUUCAGGUGGUGCUGGAAGCCACGGAUCUGGCUUCGGUUCAGGUGGUGCUGGAAGCCUAGGAUCUGCUGGUGGCUUUGGUUCUGGAAGCCAGGUGACUAAAGUUAGUUUCACUUCAGGUGGCGCUGGUGGUUCUGGAAGCCAUGGAUCAGCAGGUGGCUUUGGUGCUGGCGGUUCUGGAGGCUUCGGUGCUGGCGGUGCUGGAAGUCAUGGGUCUAAAGUGAGCUUCGGUUCUGGUGGUUCUGGAAGCCAUGGAUCCGCCGGUGGCUUUGGUUCUGGCGGUGCUGGAGGCUUCGGUGCUGGCGGUUCUGGAGGCUUCGGUGCUGGCGGUUCUGGAAGCCAUGGGUCCGCAGGUGGCUUUGGAGCUGGCGGUGCUGGAGGUCAUGGGUCUAAAGUGAGCUUUGGUUCUGGUGGUUCUGGAAGCCUAGGAUCUUCAGGAGGCUUCGGUGCUGGUGGUUCCGGAGGCUUUGGAUCUGCUGGUAGCUUUGGUUCCAGCAGUGCCGGAAGCCACGCCUCAUCUGGAGCCUUUAGCUCCAGUAGCUCCAGCAGCCAUGCUGGAAGUUCCAGCAGUGCUAGCAGUCAUGCUGGAAGCUCGGCUUCGGCCCAAGGGUCCUCAGGGCUCCCUGGCGGGUGUUCCUCGUGUUCCGGAGGCUACAACAAGAAGUGGUAAACUACAAGACGGUGCUACUUUGAACUCUACACAGGUUUACACACUUGUAAACCUGUAAACCAAGCAACACUCUGGAUAUAAAAACAUGAAGACUGUUUCUAAGCUUUAGAAAACAGGUGCUUGCCGUUGUAGAACUGACUAAUGGUCUCUGAAUUACUGUUCCAGGAGUUAUUUCAGACGAAUAACUUUACUCUGACGUCUGAAGACAGUCAUUCAGUCGCCCUAUUUAUGUGAAAAAUAAGCUAUACCUAGAUCUUUGAGAAUUUCAAGCAAAAUGGUAAUAAAGAUGUUUUGAACAACAUUUAAAACAAAAUGUA
Molecule: messenger RNA, 2242 nt
Organism: Procambarus clarkii (red swamp crayfish)
Lineage: Eukaryota; Metazoa; Arthropoda; Malacostraca; Decapoda; Cambaridae
Source: RefSeq, a predicted model, not a curated record